This is a messenger RNA of Lactuca virosa, 1233 nucleotides long. The record is from the annotation of a GenBank genome assembly. NCBI's taxonomy places the organism in Eukaryota, Viridiplantae, Streptophyta, Magnoliopsida, Asterales, Asteraceae.
AUGCAUAAUAAGAAUCCUGCCCGAGUAGGAUCACUUGGUUACAAAGGCAAGAAAGCUGAGUGGGAACAAAAGAUGGCAUCUGGUCAAUUGACACCCCAAUUUUAUCAGAUAAAAAGCGAGUGUUCACUGCAUUAUGUUAUGGGUAGAAGAUCUAAAAAUGAGUUGGGGUCAAACAUAAUACCGCCUACCACACAACCCACAGUGGACAAGCUUGUUGAUGUCCAGACUCAAAUCUCUGAAGGAGAUUUGGAGCUCAGUUCAGGAGAGGACUUGUUGACAAAGCAGGGGACUAGGAACCAUGCCCCAGAUGAUUUAAGCUUAGGGGUUCAACAAACUAAUCGUGGCUCGAAUUCAACAUUAGAUGCUUUGGAUGCGAUAAAGAUGCCUACCCCUUGUGAAUUGGUGUUACCCUAUGGGGAGUUAGACCAAAAAUAUGCCAAGGGAUUGGUCAUUCCAUAUGGGAAUGGGUUAAUACACACAUUGCCUUUACGAGAAAAUCACCUGAAGGUUCUGGUACACGACAUCGAUUGUAGAUAUGAAAAUUUUCCUGUUCCUGUGAUGACAAAAGAAGUUGCUAACCUACAAAAGGCGGUUGGCACUUUAAUUCAAUGGCCCCAGAUUGCAAUUAUUCUCGCAAAGGAACAAAGAACUAAGAAACAAAUUCCAACCACAAGUUUGGUGCCAACAAAUGCAAGGGCUGGUACAAACAAGAACAUACCCAACCAAACAGCCAGCAAGGCAAGGCCGAUUGAAUAUAUUCGUGAUUGCUUGAAGACCAACCCAUUGGUUAACAUUGUAGCCAAUUCUGGGAUCUUGGAAGUCGGGACAUAUGAUUUUUCGGUUACAAGUGAAGAAUAUUUUCGAUUGUUGAGAAAACAAACAACCGAUGCUUCCAUCUUGACUGCUUGGCAACUGAUUCUUCAUUCAAUGGUUCGGACACGUAUGAACAAAUGUGCUUUCUUGAACCCUUAUAAUAUUCUAGGGGAGGCAUGCCAGAAAAACCCAGAGGGUGUUGUUAGAUAUCUUGUUGAUUCCAUUCGUCUGCACCACGGAAAAUUGUUUCUCGUUGCACCAUAUUUGCAAAAUAAGCAUUGGGUGCUCUUGGUGAUUUCCUUUCGCAAUCGCAUUGUCUAUAUUUUAGAUUCUCUUAAGGAUCGUAUAGAAAACUCUGCCGACUACCAUUACCUGCUCAAAAAGCAUGUGGACAUUGCAACCAACAACUUGGUGGUUUAG